This is a messenger RNA of Bipolaris sorokiniana ND90Pr, 2827 nucleotides long. RefSeq lists its product as uncharacterized. The coding region runs from base 1 to 2586 and encodes 861 amino acids. Lineage: Eukaryota; Fungi; Ascomycota; Dothideomycetes; Pleosporales; Pleosporaceae. The transcript is spliced from 3 exons. The record is from RefSeq and is a predicted model, not a curated record. Gene Ontology annotation, cellular component: nuclear envelope; meiotic nuclear membrane microtubule tethering complex. Gene Ontology annotation, biological process: nuclear envelope organization. Gene Ontology annotation, molecular function: protein-membrane adaptor activity.
AUGGUCGCGUCCUGCGCACUCGCCCUGCCCCUCUCCCAAACCACCCCCCUCGCCCACGCGAACCCGCCAUCAACCGCAUCGCCCUCUGAGCUGUCAAAAGAUCAAAUUCUGCACUGCCAAAACGCGUCUGUUGUCGCAAACCGCCGUCUCUCGACCACCUGGUCCUCGAGUCCACCUUUCCCCACCUCAGCAACAUCAACUGUGCCAUUCCUCCUGGACCCCGACCCCGUUGGAUUAUUUGAUGCUCAGGACGGAUUCCCCGCCGAAAUGUCCCAACGUGCUAAUGGGGAUGCCCCCACACCCUACCGUCGCUCAGCCCGUGUCAGUACCAGGGCAAGCUCAGUCGCUGAAGAAUCUGCUGUCACCACUGCUACCGCCGCCGCUUCAACAAGACGCAACAGAACUACUUUAACUCAGGUCAAAGCCCGUCGGUCCAAUGCUUACGGCGCAAGCGGCCGCGUUGGGAAUCCUGAUAAACUUACGACUGCCCCAAAUACCGGUUUCUCCCAGGCCUUCAAGACCCAGCUCGACAGGUCCGGUGUUCCAUCAUCAGAGCAAGAGGCAGAUGAUCUUGACAGCAUCGAUGAGCUUGGUAGUGAGUCGCAGUCACACUUCUCACCUCCACUCCCACGUAACAACGCUCUAAAUUCCAAAGCCGCCCCUGGCUACUCCUUUAUGGAAAGCGAUGAUCUAGCUCCCAGCGAGGAUGAUGUCGCAGCAUCUGUCGGCAACACCUCAAAGUCAUUUGGUCUUGCUCAUGAAGCCGGCAUGCUAACAUCCCGAGAUCCGUUUGCGGCUUACCCGAUACGUGAUGAGCCUAGAAGCUCACCCUUUGUCAAGCCUGUCUUGACAAGCCGCAAGCCCUCCACCCGUUCCGUAAAUGGAACAAGAUCAAACGGAUCAACCUCCGUUCAGGCUCCCCAGACAAGUUCGGUUCAAGAAAAGACGCCGACACCAACAAAAGAUGUCCUCAAGACACCUAUUCAAGGCCAAGCCCAAGCUAGAGCAAAUGCAGAGCAAACUACUGCCCGUGCCAACCCAAUUCCGGCUGAACAAUCAGUCAAUAAUUUAGUCGCAGAAGAGCAGGCCAGAUUGCAACGUGAGGGUCCACCACUACCUCAGUCACAGCGCCAGGCAGAUCGACGCCGUCCCCAUCGAAAGGACCCUGGCGAAGUCAAUGCAUGGAUCGGGCAUGUUGAAUCAUUCGAAGAGCAGGACGAGCCAAUAUGGCGUUGGAAAAAAUCUCUUACGUGGAUGUUCUGGAUCCUCUCAGGCUGUCUGUUCGUCGGUUGGGUCGCUUCCACCAUGAUGACUUCCAAUUCCACUGACUCAGCGCUGGGAACCCCUAGUUUGCUCAAAGCUGUGGGCUCUCGCGUCGUCUACACAUACGAAAGGGUUACCGAUGCUAUUAUGCCGGAAGCAUAUAAGAGAAAUGGGGACGACACCCUCCUGUGGGGCCGGAUUGGUAAUAUGGAGAAGCAAAAUGAGAAGCGCUUUCAAAGCAUGCGUGAUUCAAUCGAUGAGCUGAAGAAGGAACUUCCUGGAGUCAUGAUUGUUCGCCGACACCAAGAUGGGUCCACCGAGAUCACCGACGAAUUCUGGCGAGCCUUGACAGCCAAAGCACACUCUGAACCCGAAUGGACGAAAUUUCUUGAAGACACGAAAGCCAAGCUCGCUAUACUCUUCGACAACGGAGCCCAUAAAGAGCGCAGCCCCACCGAGAGUUGGCCUCAGGCUGCAUCACGUGAAGAAUUCAUCAAGCUGGUGGAGCAGCGGUACGAGAGCCUUACUGCUCAGGUGAACAAGAGAAUCGAGGAGGCCAUCCGAACCCAGAGCACCCAGCUUAAGACGAUGAUGCAAACAGAAGCCAAGAAAACUAUGCUGGAUCAGAUCCGUCUCAAUGCCCUUGCACAGGCCAAUCUUGUCGCCAAUUACGAACUACAUCUUACAAAACCUAAUUACUUUUCACCAGGUCUGGGUGCCACGAUUGAUCCAGACCUGUCUUCUGUCACUUUCAAUAAGAAAUCCGGUCGCAUUGCUGGACUUGCACGCCGCCUCUCGUGGGUUCCCGAUCGCAACCCUCCGAUUGCCGCACUCACCAAGUGGGAGGAACCUGGAGAUUGCUGGUGUUCGGCAAGUUCGGACCCUGCAUCACCUGGCCAGGCGCAGCUCGCCGUUCGAGUUCCUCGUCUCGUCAUUCCCAAACAAGUCACCGUCGAGCACGUGCCCAUGAGCAUGAUGCCUGCCCGCAAAAUCAACAACGCACCCCGAGACAUGGAGCUCUGGGUUCAGACGAACGGGCCAAUCAAGCCGUAUUACAGUCACCGCGAGGUAAGCUGCCGAAGCGCGCCGCCGGAAAGCGCAGGGGGUAAGUGGAAGUGCUUGGGUUCGUUCAAGUACAACAUUCACGCUUCCAACCACCUGCAGACGUUUGAUCUGUCGGGCGAGCCGUCGGAGCCCGUGUCCCGUGUUAUACUGCGUGUGACCAGCAACUGGGGUGCUAGCCAUACCUGCCUGUACCAGGUGAGACUACAUGGAACGGAUGCCGAAAACGAUUUCGAGUAUCCAGUCAAUCUAAUGGACUAAAGCCCCGCAUGUGUAUGCGUCUUUCUUGCUUUAAUUUGUUCUUAUUUUUGUGUUCUAAAUUGGAAGGAGGAGAACAACCCAAAAUGGAAAGCAGCGGAGCACCGUGACUGUUUUAUUGUUAAUUGGCGGGCAUUUUACGAUUUUUUUUUUCGCGGUUUUCAUCCACUUGUAUACCCCAGGAUAGUUCUAGAGCAUAACGAAUUUACGCUUCACUUGAUGACAAGUAGGUAAUAGAUGGGAC